Molecule: messenger RNA, 434 nt
Organism: Drosophila novamexicana
Lineage: Eukaryota; Metazoa; Arthropoda; Insecta; Diptera; Drosophilidae
Gene: l(3)neo43
Product: cytochrome c oxidase assembly protein COX16 homolog, mitochondrial
Exons: 2
Coding region: 49-366 (105 amino acids)
Biological process (GO): mitochondrial respiratory chain complex IV assembly
Cellular component (GO): mitochondrial inner membrane
Source: RefSeq, a predicted model, not a curated record
CAGCCCUGGUCUGGUCUUGUAUUAUCAUUUCAUAACAAUAACACAAAAAUGUCAUUUACACAAAAACUAAAUUAUUACGCCAAACGAAAGUCAUUUAAAUAUGGCAUACCCUUUCUAAUUAUGAUGGUAGCCGGCUCAUUUGGACUGCAACAGUUUUCUAAUCUAAGAUAUCAGUACUCCAAAAUGCAACCUGUCUCGCCGGAAGAAAUGAAGAAGUACGGCGUGAGUAUGAAGAAACGUCAAGAAGUAACGCUCGAAACGGAAUAUGAUAAGGUUAAAGGCAUCGACAUUGACAAUUGGUCAAACAAGCGAGGUCCACGGCCGUGGGAAGAGGAGGAGCUAGCGGCCUUAUCUGCGGCCAAAUAAUUAUUGUGAAACAUUUGUGAUGUAGGCUUUAGCGUUCAUUUAAUAUUGUAAAUAAAUAAUUAUCUUCA